AUGACAUCCCCAACGCCGCAUCCACAUCCACAACACCGAAUCCACAACACCGACAUCCACAACACCGACAUCCGCAACAUCGACAUCCACAACACCGAUAUCCACAACAAUGACAUCCACAACAUCGACAUCUACAACACCCACAUCCACACAAGCACCGGACCAACAGCUUCAUAUGUAGCCCGCUUCCGAUUUUUGGUCCGGGGUUCAAAAGCUGAUACCAAACUCACCGUCUUCAUCUCGAAAACCGAUGAAUAUGCGGUUACCUCGGAGACGAAAAUUUGGCAACAACCGGCCCAGGGCCCAAACAGCGAAGUUCAGGAUGGAUACACGGAGUUUCAACUUCGAGAAGGGGACCAGGUUAUUAUCGAAGCCACCAUCGCCAAAGACGACAGCGUGGCCAUUAUAGCCAUUGAUGACUUGAACCUUUUCAAAGGAGCUAGUGAGCCUGAACAUCUCGCAUUGGGUAUGGGCAGUACGCAGCACUGGUGGCGCAUAUCAAGCGAGCAGCUAAACGUGUCUAGCGAGAGGCCACCGAUUGCCAACGGGAGUUUUCAAGCGGACAACGCCCGGCUGAACACCGAGGAGGGGGCGGGUGCAUGGUGCCCCAUGAGUAACGACCAAGACAGUUGGAUUCAGGUUGAUUUCGUGGCAGACGCGUAUAUUUACGGGAUAGUCAUACAGGGACGAGCAUCCGUUGACGAAUGGGUUGAGACUUUCUCGGUGUCGUAUUGGACGAGUGAGGAAGGAUGGAAAUACAUAACCGAUGCUGAUGGCAAUGAGAAAAUUUUUGUGGGAUCAUACGACAGUGAUACACCGAUCCACGUUGUAUUCGACGAGCCAAUCAACGUACAACUUGUGCGCAUCUACCCAGUCACGUGGCACAAUGAGCCCUGUUUACGGAUUGAGUUGAUAGGCUACAAGCGCUUGCCGACUACCGAUCCUGUAGAAGACAAUGCCACGGAGGGUGAAUUUACCAGCGAAGCAAUGACGCCAUCGGGAUACGGAACAACAGACGAUACUCCCUCGUCAACCGUUGAUGCUGAGUCUACACCACAAGAAUCUAGCACGGAUGAAAGAAGCACCGUGGCCAUCCCAGCAACAACGGGCACCGGAUUGUUAGGUUCGGGAACAGGAGACGACUACCCUGGUACAGUAACUGACGCUGCUUACUCGUUUCCACCUACCUCGUCAGAUACUGUGAUCCAGGGAACGGACAUAACCUCAGAGGCUCAGACUUUUAAAAGCACAACUCCUGAGGUGCAAACUACGCAAACCGCCACCGUCGAACCUCAGACAUCAAGAAACCUCAGUGUGACCUUAGGAACAACGAGUCUAGACCCCACACCUUAUGAACCUCAAACACCGAUGAUUCAUGAUGCAGUGGAAAUGGCAACAAAUCCGAAGACCCAAACCUCCAAACCUAAGCAAUCAGUGACCACGGAGGCAACGCCAAAGCUAACUAAAGCAGAUUCUGCAACAUUGGAAGCUCAGAAAUCGAUGCCUCCUCCCGAAACCAACUCUGAGGCAAUGAGUCCAGAAACAACAGCCUUCAAACCUUGGACAUCAAUACCCACUGAACCAAACUCAGAGACACCGAGCACGGAAACCACAACUCUUGACCCUCAAACAUCAGUUUCAACUGAAGUGACAUCCCUGACACCGGGUCUAGAAACGUCAACUCCGCCUGUUGAUCACAAUCCACGACCUCUAAUGGCAAACAGUCACCAGGUGGGCCUCCCGUCACCCUACACCACAAGUGAUGUG
Molecule: messenger RNA, 1767 nt
Organism: Patiria miniata (bat star)
Lineage: Eukaryota; Metazoa; Echinodermata; Asteroidea; Valvatida; Asterinidae
Exons: 7
Source: RefSeq, a predicted model, not a curated record